CCAUCUUCUAGAGACGUUUUAUUUGAAUUUUAAGAGCAGCGAAAACCAGAAGCAAGCGCAUAUUUUAAGAAAAUUGUUAAUUUACGAGUUAUUUUUGGGGGGGUGGGAACUAAAGCUCUUAUUCAGACGACGCGAAACAGUCAUGGGUCCAGUUGAGCUCCUCCACAUGUCCGUGUUCUCGCAGAGCUUCUCACCCUGUGGCCGCUUCCUGGCUGCCAGCAACAACUAUGGCGAGAUUGCAGUGUUCAGUCUCUCAUCCUCCCUCAGCCCAGAGGCGACAGGAAUCAACCAGAAGCCCAUCCUGACCUUCACAGCUCACGAAGGUCCCAUAUUUGCACUCCUUUCAACGGACGCACAUCUCCUUAGUGCCGGGAACGGAGAGAUCAGUGCCUGGAGCUGGGCGGAGCUGGCCAAGCGAAACCCCAAAGCUGUCUGGAUUAGAAGACCACAAUACAAGUCAAGUCUUGAGAUUCCAGAGAUCAACGACAUGAUCGUCAAUUGCAGAGAUAACAGUCUGGCGGUUGGUGGGGGAGACAACAAUAUUCACAUCAUGGAUCUGGAGACGGGAGUAUUCAAGUCGGUGCUGCAAGGCCACACAGACUACAUCCACUGCCUGAGUAUGAGAGAGAGAGAGGGGGAACUUCUCUCUGGAGGGGAAGACGGAGCUGUCAGGAUAUGGGACUGCAGGACGGGCCAGUCGGUGCACCGCCUAGAGGUCUACAAGUACGAGGAAUGCGCGCGCCCACAGUACGGCAAGUGGAUCAGCUGCCUGACGACCGAUUCGGAUUGGAUGCUGUGCGGAGGCGGCCCCUCGCUCUCUCUGUGGCACCUGCGCUCCCUCUCCCCGACAUCCAUCUUCCCCCUCUCAGGCUGUCAGCGGCAGGCCAUGUUCUACCAGGACCUGAUCCUGUCUGUUGGCGAGGGCCACUUUCUGUCGCACUGUCUCCUGGGGGGGGACGUGAAGUCCCUGAUUCCCUGUAGUCCCCCAUCCCUCAACACGGUGGCCCUCAACACCAACAGCACGGAGCACAGGGUGCUGACGGUGGGGGGGAGCAGCGAUCAGAUCGAUGUUUUCACCAACCUUUCGUAUAAAGCCUUCUCCCUGUCCUUCUGAGGAGCCUCCGACGGACCCCGCCCCGCGUGCGCAGCUCUGCCUCUGUGUCACUGAACUUGCCCAAUAAACGUUUGCUGAGCAUCUCUGUACGACCAGGUCUCCUUCGUCCUGCUGUGUGCGUUUGCACUCCUCGUUUUUGGACCGUUGGUGUGGAGGGCCUUCGCCAACAGUACAUUUGUGCUUAGACGUGUCCAUGCACAGCUCUAGAAAAGUCGUUUUAUGGCCUUUUCGGAGCAUUAUAGACACAGACUUGAGCCCCGCGGUUUGUUUGUUCCUUCCUUCCUUUUCGUUUAUUAAUAUAUUUAA
This is a messenger RNA of Scleropages formosus (Asian bonytongue), 1420 nucleotides long. It is a transcript of the gene thoc6, whose product is annotated as THO complex 6. The transcript has 13 exons. Bases 143 to 1114 code for a protein of 323 amino acids. Gene Ontology annotation, molecular function: protein binding. Gene Ontology annotation, cellular component: transcription export complex; THO complex. NCBI's taxonomy places the organism in Eukaryota, Metazoa, Chordata, Actinopteri, Osteoglossiformes, Osteoglossidae. The record is from RefSeq and is a predicted model, not a curated record. Gene Ontology annotation, biological process: mRNA export from nucleus.